Boleophthalmus pectinirostris (great blue-spotted mudskipper) is the source of this 678-nucleotide messenger RNA. Its product is annotated as arf-GAP with coiled-coil, ANK repeat and PH domain-containing protein 3-like. Gene Ontology annotation, molecular function: GTPase activator activity. The record is from RefSeq and is a predicted model, not a curated record. The transcript has 4 exons. The coding region runs from base 1 to 678 and encodes 225 amino acids. Lineage: Eukaryota; Metazoa; Chordata; Actinopteri; Gobiiformes; Gobiidae.
AUGUAUGUUUCCGUGUUCUCCAGGCAGGAGAAGGAGGCGUGGAUCAAGUACAAGUAUGUGGAGAAGCGCUUCCUGAAGAAGCUAGGGGGCGCUGCGCUGGUGGAGGCUGAGAGGAAACACCGGCCAUGGACAGUGAAGAAGUGUCAGAGGAGCAGCGGCUCUAUGCGACGUUUGAACAAAACACGCCGGAAAUACAAACGAUACGAACCGGGGAGCGUGAACGCUGCUAAUCUGUCUGCAGCCGCUGCAGCAAAAUUUCGUCGAGAUUCCUUGUUCUGUCCUGAUGAGCUGGAUUCACUGUUCUCGUACUUUGACACUGGCUCUGGCCCCCGCAGUCCGGCCGGUCUUAGUAGCGACUCAGGGCUAGGGGGCAGCACUGAUGGCAGCACAGAUGUUUUAGCUUUUGGAUCUGUUGUGGACAGCGUCACAGAAGAAGAGGAGGAGUCAGAGUCUUCCAGUGGGGAGGUGGAGAUCGAGCAGGAGCCCUCAGACUCAGAGGACCCACGGGAGUUGCACCCAGGUGCCACAUUACACCCAGGGGUGCUCCUGCUCCGAGCCGCUCGUCUGCACAACCUCCCGCUGAUGGCAGAGUCGUUAGCCCACGGAGCCGACGUGCACACAUCCACAGAGGAGGAGGGCAAGACCGCACUCAUACAGGCUGUCAUAGGGGUGAGAUGA